GGCCCGGGAAGGGUUUCGACGUCUCCUGGGUGGCUAGAGCGUCCUCCCGCGCUCCGUCGCGCUGCAGGUGACGGCGCCCGGAGGCUGUCGGGAAGUGGGCGGGGUGACGUGGGGUUGACGAGCGCGGCGGCGGGUUUGCCGAGAUCCGCGGUCCGCCGCAGCCGGAGCGGGGGGCGGCCGAGACCGAGAGGCGGAGAGGGGCGGUGUGUGGCCGGGGCCAUGACGGGCAAUGCCGGGGAGUGGUGCCUCAUGGAAAGCGACCCCGGGGUCUUCACCGAGCUCAUUAAAGGAUUCGGUUGCCGAGGAGCCCAAGUAGAAGAAAUAUGGAGUUUAGAGCCUGAGAAUUUUGAAAAAUUAAAGCCAGUUCAUGGGUUAAUUUUUCUUUUCAAGUGGCAGCCAGGAGAAGAACCAGCAGGCUCUGUGGUUCAGGACUCCAGACUUGACACAAUAUUUUUUGCCAAGCAGGUAAUUAAUAAUGCUUGUGCCACUCAAGCCAUAGUAAGUGUGUUAUUGAACUGUGCUCACCAAGAUGUCCAUUUAGGAGAGACAUUAUCAGAGUUUAAAGAAUUUUCACAAAGUUUUGAUGCAGCUAUGAAAGGUUUGGCACUGAGCAAUUCGGAUGUGAUUCGACAAGUACACAACAGUUUUGCCAGACAGCAAAUGUUUGAGUUUGAUGCAAAAACGUCGGCAAAAGAAGAAGAUGCUUUUCACUUUGUCAGUUAUGUUCCUGUUAAUGGAAGACUGUAUGAAUUAGAUGGAUUAAGAGAAGGACCGAUUGAUUUAGGUGCAUGCAAUCAAGAUGACUGGAUCAGUGCAGUAAGGCCAGUGAUAGAAAAAAGGAUACAAAAGUACAGUGAAGGGGAAAUUCGAUUUAACUUAAUGGCCAUUGUGUCUGACAGAAAAAUGAUAUAUGAACAGAAAAUAGCAGAGUUACAGAAACAACUUGCUGAGGAGGAACCCAUGGAUACAGACCAGGGUAACAGUAUGUUAAGUGCUAUUCAGUCAGAAGUUGCCAAAAAUCAGAUGCUUAUUGAAGAAGAAGUACAGAAAUUAAAAAGAUACAAGAUUGAGAAUAUCAGAAGGAAGCAUAAUUAUCUGCCUUUCAUUAUGGAAUUGUUAAAGACUUUAGCAGAACACCAGCAGUUAAUACCACUAGUAGAAAAAGCAAAAGAAAAACAGAAUGCAAAGAAAGCUCAGGAAUCUAAAUGAAGAGGAUCUUUUGGAAUGUGUACACAUUUCUGCUUCUGCACUUAAUUUCAUGGAAACCAUUAAGUAUAAAGAACUUUGAGCAACAUUCUAAUUGGCUCAGUGCACGUUUGUCAAUAGUACCAGUCUGUCUUGUCUUUAAUGCAUGGAUUCAUAAACUUUUCCCCUACCUGCAUCAUGUGCAUGUAGUGCAUAUUAAAUAAAAAUGAUAUUAAGAGUACUUGCCCAAAUUCCAUUAUUUGACAUUGGAUCUGAGAACUGUUAGUUCUCUGGAUAGCUGCCGUAAUGAACCUAGAAAAUGCACAAAUGAUAUUCUCUGCUGGUAAUUGUUCUAAUUAAUCUUUUGAUCUUUUAGCCCAGUUAAAUACUUAGAAUUUAUAAAUGUCAGAUCUUGAUUAAACUGAAUCUCCCAUCAUUAAUGGAAAAUUAUCAGUGUUUUUAUCUUUGGUAUUUGUUUUAUUUUAACACUGAAUUUUAUCUCCAACACCAAUUAUUUGAGAAAGCAUGAUUUUAAUGCAGAUCCUUAGAAAUGAACAAAAGUAUAGUUUCUAGUGAUUUGUACUGCUGUCAGUAGAAAAGGUAAUAAACAUCCCAAUUUUAUUUUAGCAAACUUCCUAUAUUUAUGUAUUAUAGAAUUAUUUUAGGAAGGUCUAUGUUUUAUGCUUUAGAGCAAAAUUUCAGGUAAAGAACAAAUUGUAAAUCUUAAAGAGUAUUGGUAUUACUCUCAAUUUGGCCAUAAUUUUCAAACAAGCUUUGUCUUUAGGAAAAAUUGAAAAUUUGACAGUUUUGGCUAUAUGCUUUCAAAAAAAGGACUGCAGUGGUGAUGGGGGAUCCUUUUAUGCCAGUUUGAACAAAAUUAGCACAGGCAGCUGUUUUUAAGAGCCAUGUGCGAUUUUAUCACCAGGGAUUUUUUUUUUUUUUUUGCUUUUGGGAGUUGCUUUGGUUUUUAUUUUAUAAAAUAAUACUGUAUUCUUGCUCCUAAUCUUCUUUUCCAAGUUAAACUUUGGAGGAAAUUUUAUAAAACUUCUUUUUAUACUGGAAAUUAUCUACUUUUUUGCUUACCAAGCACAUUUCUGAAGUUAUACAUGCCUUUUUUUAACAUUUUAUCAUUUGUUGUAAAAUAAAUUAUACGGAAUUCAUUUUAUUAGGGGGAGUGUGGACCCAUCUUCCAUCUUCACCACAUGAAUUCUUAAGGAUUGUUUUAAGCUUAGUAAUUGUGAUGUUAUUAACUGACUUAGAACUAAUGAGGGAAAACCUGAUAAGAUAUUGAGUAGAAAAAUCAAUGAAAUAUUUUUCCUAUAUAAGUUCAUGUGGAAGUAAUGAAGAAUAUGUAGUUUUUCAGUUAUUUGUGGGUAAAUAUAUUUUGCUCAUGGUACGCUAGUAAUUAUGUAGUGUUUUCAAAGCCAUGAUACAAUUUUUAAAAAUGGUUUCCUAGGGAAGGCUCAUCUUGAUCCUAUUCAUUUAUUUCAGCUUAAUUUAUAUAUCCUCUUUUAUUGACGCUUAAAUUUUGUAAAGCAAUACAAGGGUUAUUGUAGUAAGUAGUAUCUACUAGUCAAUACAUUGUACUAGCAUAGGACCAACAAAUAAAUCAAUGGAAUAGAAGAAAGAGCCUAAAAACAGAGCCACAUUUAUAUGAUCACUUGACUUUUGACAAAAGUGUCAAAGCAAUCUGAUAGAGAAGGAAAGUCUAUUCAACAAGUGGAGCCAGAAUAGAAUAGCUGAAUAUCCAUCUGGAAGAAAAAAGAACAAUGACCCCCUACUUCACAAAAAUAAAUUUGAUAUGGAUGAUAGACCUAAAUAAUAGCUAAGAAGUAUAAAGCUAUUUUAGCAGAAAACAUAGGUGAAUAUCUUUGUGACUUAAGGGGUUAGCCAAAGGUUUCUUAGGUCACAGAAAGCAAUAACCAUAAAAAUCCAAAGUUAGAGUUCAUUAAAAUUAAAAACUUGUUACUGAAUGACACUGUUAACAAAAGCAACUAGUAUCAAAUGACAUUUUAAAAAUAGCUUUACAAAACUACUAUGUUAAUAAAGAAUUUUUUUCUUAUUAAUCUAAUUCUAAUACAAUUCCUUGAUAGGAAUUUCCAUAGCUUAAGAAUGGUUUAUUUUAUCUGCGUCUUCUUUGGUGGUUGCAAAUGCAUUGUGAUAUUUCAUGAUUACUUCUGUCCAUGAAUAAAAUAAGUAUGACUUGUCUUUGUCUGCAUCCUGUAUAUUGCUUAGUUUGAAGCUAAGUCAUGAAGCUGGUGGGUAGAGAAAACAGAGGACUAAAGAGCAAUCCAGAAAUAGUUAUGUGGAACUUUUUUUAAUAGUCCAUGAAUUGAUAUAUAAGGAAGUUUUUUUAAAGGAGUAUUUUAAAGAAAGUCUCUUGCUCAUUUCAUGUUUGCCCUUUCUUUUCUAAAAUCUCAUUUAAUGAUUGGGUAGGUGAAUGCACUUCCAUUCUGUUUUAUAUCUUUUAAAAUAGCUAGCCAAUUCUAAGGGAUGUACUUCUGCUAUUAUAAACAAAGAAAGCUUGCCAACAGCUGUGGCACUGGCUAGUCUCACCUCGUAUGUUUAGUUCCCAACAUAGCUGCCUUUUUUCUAACAGAGCAGUCAGCUUGACUGUGCCACUAGAAUAGACAAAUAUUUGUUUUGGGAUCAUGACUAUGGGAACUUACUCCCCUAUUUAGGACCAUGAUACAUACUUCUGUGUGUAUUAUGUUGUUAUGUAUGCAGAUUGAUACCUUUAGUUAAUCCUCCUAGUUGUUUAUAAAAUUUCAAGAUACACUUAGAGAUAUGUAUAUAUUUUUUUCCAGUAGGAGGAUGUUGUUUCUUUUGUUAGGGAGAAAAAAAUGACUUUUAACGUAUUCUAAAAAAAACAUUUAGAGAAAACAGAUAAGCAAUACUAAAAUUUAAAUUACCUAUAGUUCUACCAACAGAAAUGUCCAUAUUAACAUUUUGGUAUAUUUAGUAAUCCUUUUUUCCCUUGCGCACAUAUGUUUUUGUGUGUAAGUCUUGCAUACCCUCCCUAUACUCCGAAAUAGCUUUAUGUAGUUUAUAUUAUUUUUAAACUUGAUAAAAAAUUAAACAAUUUUUCAUUUCGUGUCAGUGAUGACUUACUUGGUAGGAAACAAACCUCUCUGGCUAUUUGAAGAGGAAUGGGGAUUGGUACUGAAAAUUUUGAAACUACAUAAUUUCUUACAAAGUCAUUGGAAAGUUUGGAGGAGUGGGCUGAAGUUGAGUCUUCAGAAAUGAUUCCCAGCGAGGCCCACCACAGUACUACCUCUGCAGCAGUAAAGGAGUCCACCGUUGGAACUGCCGAUGUUAGAAAAUGUUGUACUAGUUGUGUUCCAGGAGUGAGGAAUCUGCCACCACUGUUGAUACCCCGUGAUCGUGUUAGAGGCGAUGAGGAGACGGGGCUGAGACCAGACGCAGGGGCCUGCAAAGUGGGUGCAGGUGGUAAGGCCUAACUAAGGGGGCUUGAUAACCACAGACAAGAACCAGCUGCAGCCAGCUUGUCAGCUCUCUAGGACACCUUACAUGACUUUUGGCUUAUUACAACAUUAUUUGCAUUGUGGUUUUAAAAUUUCUCCCUGAAAAUUGCCAUGACAGUUCCAAAACAAUUAUAUAAGGUAUAAAAAUGAGAAGGAACUCAAUUCUAGGAAUUACUACCCAAGUUCUUAGUAAAAACCAACUUCUUAGCCUUGAAUAUUCCUCCCCUCAAUUAGUGAGACUUCAUAAAACCAAAAACCCCUUCCUUUCAGGCCAGCUGCUCUUUUCGAGCCUGCCCACUCCCUUUCUCUUGAGAAUGUACUUUCACUUUUGCUGUUAAUAAAAGCUACUUGCUCUGUCUUA
This is a messenger RNA of Lemur catta (Ring-tailed lemur), 5031 nucleotides long. It is a transcript of the gene UCHL5, whose product is annotated as ubiquitin C-terminal hydrolase L5. The transcript has 11 exons. Gene Ontology annotation, cellular component: Ino80 complex; cytoplasm. Gene Ontology annotation, molecular function: cysteine-type deubiquitinase activity; proteasome binding. NCBI's taxonomy places the organism in Eukaryota, Metazoa, Chordata, Mammalia, Primates, Lemuridae. Bases 220 to 1209 code for a protein of 329 amino acids. Gene Ontology annotation, biological process: protein deubiquitination; ubiquitin-dependent protein catabolic process. The record is from RefSeq and is a predicted model, not a curated record.